Molecule: messenger RNA, 3057 nt
Organism: Adineta ricciae
Lineage: Eukaryota; Metazoa; Rotifera; Eurotatoria; Adinetida; Adinetidae
Source: the annotation of a GenBank genome assembly
AUGCAAAAGACAUUGAAAAUCGACGUUGAUGUGUCGAUGCACGGGUCUUUCGAAGCAUUGAAAGAUUUUCAAGUGAAACAGCAAAUUUUAAGUGAAGUAAAUAACGUUCUGAAGGAAAAAGGACAGAAGUCAUCUGCUGUUUCAAUCGACAGAGCGAUCAGAAAUGCGAUUUCUCUACUUUCGACUAGAAAAAAAGAGAAGACGCCUUCUAUCUUAUCGGUAUACUUACCGACGAAUAGUAUUGAACAGUCUUCUGAUACUGUUGUACCUAAUAUUUCGUCUGAUGAUGAUGUUUCGACAGCAAAUGCUUCUGAUACUGUUGUACCUAAUAUUUCGUCUGAUGAUGAUGUUUCGACAGCAAAUGCUUCUGAUACUGAUGAUAAUGAUAAUUCGACGCUAAACCGUAGUUGUGAAUCGUUGUCUUCAUCCAGCGAGUCGAAUGUUCUUUUCUCCAUGACAGAUAACACGCUGAGAAUCGAUGCUCCGUUUGAAUAUCUCGAAGAAUAUUUUAAGUACUCACUUACAAAGAAUAACAAAUCCAUGAAUCUUGACAAAUUUGUCACCGACAUUUGUAAGCGUGUUUUUGUUGAACUAAGAGCUGCGAUUAGUAUGCGUGAAUUAAAAAAUGAACUUAGCCUGCAAAUAAGCCAUCUCGUAAAGUCGGCACGUCGACACGCUGGCAGCAAAAGCAUCAUUUCAGUUUUGCGUUCAAUUAAUCUUUUCUCUUUCAUCUUCAAAUCUAUGAAACCUUUGAAAGAAACUAAUUCGUUGAUGGGCUUUAUUCGAUAUAGAAGUAAUGAUGACCCAGGUCCAAUACUUCUGAUUCGUACAACAAACGGAGCCUUGGAUAUUCUUCAAUUCUAUCCAUUCGCAGGCGCGGUAGAAAUUACGUUUAACGAAGCGUUAGCACAACAAGCCCUAUCGUCUUUCAACGAAAGGAAAACAGUAAACCUCGACGAACUCUCCAAUCUAAUACAAACAUGUGCUCUGUCGAGUAAUUUGAAAUUAGACAUGGAUGAUGUAGAGGAGAUACUGAAAACAAAAAUUUUAUUUGAUCGUGCUUCGUUAGAUUCUACCAAGCCUUCUCUUCUCACAGCAACUGUCAACCAAGUUGAAACAGAUCAAAUAUUGAAUAGUCUCGAUAGGACGUCUGCACAUCAUUCUCCUUCUUUUGACGCAGACGAAUUAGAUGCGAUCAUAGGUCGAACUUAUAGUACACGUGGCGUCAAACGCACGUAUGAAGAGGACCCGAUCUCCAUUGAACCAAAUCGAAACAUGUAUCGACGUAAUCAAACGUCGAAAGAUAAAAGAGAUUUGUUACAUUUAAAAGAUACACAUCAUCUCACUGACAGUGCUUUGAAGGCUAUUUUCCAGUAUGUUCAAAGCAAAAAGAAACUUUAUUCUUUGAGCGAUAUCGAAGCACUACGAAAGCAAACGAAUGCUAAGUUUCCUAUUUUGUUCACUUCGACAAGUGCCUAUGUGAAGUUUGAAUACGCUGUUCGUACAGCUAUCUUUGUUGCGCGCAAAUACGACUCAACACUCGAAGAACACGAUACGCUGAACAUUCGUUUUAACAUGGAUGGUACAUUGAUAGGAAACAAGCACAUAGUGGCCAUAUCUGUAAAUUGCAUCGAAGGGGGUCACUCUUGUCAGACGGCAAGAAAUCUUGUUCCUUUAGGACUUUUCGAAGUACAGAAAGAGAACACAGAAAUGCUACGAACGAGCUUACCAGCAGAAUUUCUGAAUGAUAUUAGAUCCGUUAAGUUCAUUGCCAUAGGUAAAAAAAAUAUUCGUAUUCGUAUUCGAUUAGGUGGUGAUCUAAUGAAUGCAGUCUACGUUUUUGGACUUGCUGGUUUCAGCUCUAACUAUCCAUGUAUUUUUUGUACACAGCAUAAGGAUGAUCUUCAUGUAACUGAGGAUACGGCGUACGAUAAAACUAUCACCGAAGGAAAAGGAAAAAACAAAACAACGACUACUGUUCAUAUAGGGCCCACUUCGUAUCAUGAUACUAGCAAACGAGCACGUUCUUUGGCCGAACAAACUUUAUGUUUAGCUAAGCAAAAUAAUGAGUUAGGAUACAAAUGUGAACCUCUUUUCGGUGAUCUAUUCGAUUAUCAGGAUUAUUGUGUUGACACCUUGCACAUGAAGCUCCGAGUCUUCGAUGUCAUUUUAAAGGACAUCCUUUCUUAUGCGUCUCGUACGGGCAAAUACGGAGCCGAACAUCUAGCAAUUAUCGAAAAAAAAAUCAAAAUUCUUAAUCAACAUUGCGAAAGAACUGUCGGGAAGCGAUUUUUCUUUCAAGUAGAAUUAGAUGAUAAAAACAAAACUAUCGCCUCUCAUGGAAAACUUUCAGGUCAUCUUCAAGAUCUUUUUUUUGUAAAUAGUUUUCCUUAUGACGAAAUACUAAGCGGUGAUAUCGCUAAGUCAGCACGAGCUGUUGUAAAUAAAUUCAAAGAAGUACUCGUCGAAGUGAAACACACUUCUGUAAAACGAAAAGGUGUUCUCAAACGCUUGUCACUCGAAUUCGUAAAAGAAUUUCGACAGAGUGGUCUACGGACAACAGUAACUCCGUAUAUUCAUAUAAUCGGCAAUCAUUUACAUGAGUUUCACGAGCUCACCGAUUUAGGAGAUUACAAUAUGCAAGGCGUAGAAAAAAGUAAUGAUCUUCUUUCGCGAUUGUAUUUUUCAUCUACAAACCCUGCUAGAAAUCCACUUCUCACUAUGCUUCAGAAGUUGUAUCGAAUGCUUGAAAUGAAUUUUCAAGAUGAGCAAGAACGAGACUCAAUGGUUAAGUUUGCUCGCACAGGUGUCUACGAUUUCGCUGAAGAUGACGAAACACCUGAAACUCCUAAUAAAGAUCAUAUGGUUUCCCGUAACAGCGAUAGAGACAGUAUGGAUAGUGAGACGGAACCCGAUGAGCAUGUUGAAUCAUCCGCAAGAGGAACAGAAGUUGAUACUGACUCUGAUGAUCAUUCAGUAUGGGCACCGGAAAAAAGAUUUCGAACUCAACGGACCGCACGUACAGAAAAUCGUUUUAAAUGUCUUCGAAGAUCUUAA